AUGGAUGCCUCUUUGAAUGUAGAUUAUAGUUGUCCUCCUCCAGGAAAUACAUCCAAUUCAGAGAGAAUCCAAACUGAUUUUCCGUCUGGUGAGAUUGUAAUGAGGGCUGAUGAUAUUCUCAAUAACACUUCGAGCAUUCCUCAAUGGUGGCACACAUCAUUAACUGAAAAGGGGCAACAAUUUGAAACCGUAACUGAAUUGAGACUAGCUUUGCAAUACUAUUCCAUGGCCAAAAAUUUUGAAUAUGAAUUUGUAAAGAAUGAACCCAAAUGUAUCCGUGUUUGUUGUCGAUAUAAGGAGACAUAUGGAUGCCCUUGGAUGCUCUUUGCAUCUCCUGUUAAAAGUGAUAAAAGAAUGGAAAUCAAAAGGUUUGUGAAUGAACACAGUUGCAGACAGCAUUCUAACUUGUCAGGGCAAUCACGGGCAUCUCGCAAGUUCAUAGCAGCCCAAUUACGACCGGUAUUAAAGGCACGACUUGAAAUCCGCCCAAUUGAUGUGCAAAAGGACUUCCUCACUCGAUUUGGAUUGAGACUUGAAUACAGUAAGAUAUGGUGGGGCAAAGAAAGAGCGCAUGAGGAUAUGUAUGGUGAUAGCUAUGAGGCUUAUGAUCAAUUAAGAUGGUAUGAGCAAAUGGAGAAGCAAACGAAUCCAGGAAGCUACAUUUGCAUUGACCAGAAUAAAGGAAGGUUCAGAAGACUGUUUAUAUGUUAUGCUGCUUGCAUCCAGGAUUUCUUAAAUGGGUGUAGACCCCUUUUAUUUUUGGAUGAGACCUUUUUGAAAGACAGAUAUAAAGGCAUGCUCCUAAGCGCCAUAGCCUAUGACGGAGACCAAUGGAUAUUUCCACUUGCGUAUUGUAUAUGUGAUCAAGAAAAUAUUGAUAAUUGGAGAUGGUUCCUACAAGGCCUGUGGUCCAUACUGUAUGAAAGGUUGGACCCGUACAAUCCUCCCCACCAAUUGGUAAUUAUUUCUGAUGCCGACAAGGGGAUUCGAGAAGCCGUGAGAGAAUAUUUCCCUGAAGCAAUUCACUCACGCUGCGUUCUGCAUCUAGUUAAAAAUUUUAGAUCAAAGCUCAAGGAUUUGGGAAUGAAGGCAAAGGACACGCAGGUUUUGGGGAAUUUGCUCCAAACUGUUUGCUAUAAAUACACUAUAGUGGAAUGGAACGACUAUAUGAAGGAAAUUUAUGAGAUAGCUCCAGUCGCAUAUGAUAUUGCAAUUAAUUACUCGCUAGAGCAUUGGGCAAAUGCCUUCUUCCCUGGCAUUAGAUAUGGCCAUGUAACCUCUAAUGUCGCAGAAUCCUUUAACAGUUGGAGUCGUGAAGCCCGAUUGUUACGUAUCCUGCAAAUGGUGGAGCAUAUCCGAAAACAACUUAUGACUCGCAUGAACAACAGACGGAUAAUGGCUGGUAAGUGGACAAGCUAUCUUUGUCCUAAAGCUGAGCAGAUUGUUAGAGAAAAUAUGGAAAAAGGGCGCACUUUAGAGAUUAAGCGAUCUAGAGAUGAUAUUUUCAAAGCGCAAUCACAUAGAACCACUCUCGUUGAUUUGGAGAAUAGGACAUGCACUUGCCGAGCUUGA
Molecule: messenger RNA, 1572 nt
Organism: Asparagus officinalis (garden asparagus)
Lineage: Eukaryota; Viridiplantae; Streptophyta; Magnoliopsida; Asparagales; Asparagaceae
Exons: 3
Coding region: 1-1572 (523 amino acids)
Source: RefSeq, a predicted model, not a curated record